AAAAAGUAAACACCCUCACCAUCAGCUGCGGAGAUGCACUGAACCGACCAGCACUCCAGUCCAAUAUUAUAAUAUUAUAUAAGCUUGCAUCGCCCCUCUUCCCAGAUCCACACGGAAUUAUACAAAUAUCUCCACUCCGCUCUCCCUCCUCCUCCACCGUUGCAGCCCAAAAAUGGAUGACAACUCUGAAAUCCUCACCGAGUUCGUUCUCCGCGUCUACAAGGACGGCCACGUCCCCCGCCUCGUGGGCACCGACACCCUCCCGGCCGGCCUCGCCCCUCCCGGGGUCACCUCCAAAGACGUCGCCAUCAACUCCGACGUCUCCGCCCGCCUCUACCUCCCCAAAACCGCGACACCCCAGAAGCUCCCGAUCCUCGUCUACAUCCACGGCGGCGGCUUCAUGAUCGAGUCCCCUUCUCCCUUCCUACCACCCCACCUCAACUCCCUCGUCUCCCAAGCCAACAUCGUUGCCUCUCCGUCCAUUCGGCCUCGCCCCGAGCACCGCCUCCCCGCCGCCUACGACGACUCCUGGGCCGCUCUCCAGUGGGCCGUCUCUCCCGACGCGGAUCCGUGGUUGACCCAGUUCGGAGACACGGGUCGCGUGUUCGUCGCAGGCGACAGCGCGGGCGCAAACAUAGCCCAUGUGGCCAUGCGAGCCGAUAAAUCGAAGGAAGGGAUGAUCUUGAUCCACCCGUACUUUUGGGGGACCGAGCCGAUUGGAUCCGAAGUCGCGAGAGACCCGAAGGAGAGGAAGUUCUAUGAGGAUGUUUGGAAGUUUGUGAACUCAGGAGGGGCGCAUGCGGACGAUCCGAUGGUUAAUGUGAUGGCGGAGAAUGCGCCGAGCUUGAAGGGGUUGCCGUGCGAGAGGGUGAUGGUGGCGGUGGCCGGAAAGGAUGCGUUGGUGGAGAGGGGGAGGGCGUAUUACCAGGCCCUGAAGGGGAGCGGGUGGGGAGGGGAGGUGGAGCUGGUGGAUAUCGAGGAUGUGGAGCACUGCUUCCAUUUGAAGAACCCGGAGGUGGAUGAGGCCAUGGGGUUAAUAGAGAAGAUGGCUGCUUUCUUUGCAAAAUAAACGGUAGUUUUAAAUCGCUACUUUUUCAGAUAAUAAGUAUGUGAUCCUAGGGAUUUGCUUGAUAUGCGCAGCGUGAGGAAAACGGUUCGUGUUUGGAUUAUAUGUAUGGCUUGAAUAUUGGGGAGUGAGAAAUCUCUUUUAUUAGUUUGAAGUUGAAAUGUACGUGUUGUGUUGAUUGAGAAGCUUGCUUUCAAAUUAGCUAGUAGCGAAGAA
Molecule: messenger RNA, 1282 nt
Organism: Asparagus officinalis (garden asparagus)
Lineage: Eukaryota; Viridiplantae; Streptophyta; Magnoliopsida; Asparagales; Asparagaceae
Product: probable carboxylesterase 2
Molecular function (GO): hydrolase activity
Source: RefSeq, a predicted model, not a curated record